This is a messenger RNA of Entamoeba dispar SAW760, 2376 nucleotides long. RefSeq lists its product as uncharacterized. Gene Ontology annotation, molecular function: protein-lysine N-methyltransferase activity; protein binding. Gene Ontology annotation, biological process: peptidyl-lysine monomethylation. The record is from RefSeq and is a predicted model, not a curated record. Bases 1 to 2376 code for a protein of 791 amino acids. The transcript has a single exon. Gene Ontology annotation, cellular component: nucleus. NCBI's taxonomy places the organism in Eukaryota, Evosea, Mastigamoebida, Endamoebidae.
AUGGAAGAUAUUAAGAAAUGGGUUAUUCAGAAUGGAGGUAUUAUUGAUGGUGUUGAUGUUAAAACAUUUGAAGGAUAUGGAAGAGGAUUAUGUGCUAAUAAAGAGUUUAAACAAGAUGAGAUCAUUAUGAGUAUUCCUUAUUCUAUUCAAAUUAAUAGAAUUAAUUUAAAUCAUAUUUGGCCUGAAGUAAAAUUACCUAAAUUUAAUGAAGGAGAUGACGAUAGAGAUGAUUUAAAUGGACUUGUAUAUUUAUAUCUUGCUAUUAACAAAACAAAUCCAAAAUGUUUUCACUGGCCAUAUAUUAAUGUUUUACCAAAAACUUAUGACUGCCCUUUAAGUUAUACUAUUGAUGAAUUAAAUAUUAUGAAAGGUACAAAACUAUAUGUAGCAGUAGAAAAAAUUAAUGCUUUUCUUAUGAAAGUUGUAGAUUAUUAUAAUAACAAACUUAUUCAACAAUUUCCUCAAUAUUUCCAGCCAUUUGAUGAUCUUUUCAAAAGGUUACAAUGGGCACAUCAAAGUUUUUGGUCAAGAGCAUUUUUAGUGAUUUAUCCACAACCAUUUGGAGAAGUUGGAUCAUUGAUUCCAUUUUGUGAUUUUAGUAAUCAUUGUACACAGGCUAAAGUAACUUAUAUUUCUAAUACACGUACAGAAACAUUUUCAUUUCAAACUAAUGAAGAAGUAGUAAAGCCAGGUGAACAAAUAUUUAAUAAUUAUAGAAUUAGGUCAAAUGAAAAAUUAUUAUUAGGAUAUGGGUUUGUAGAAGAGAAUAAUCCUUGUGAUAAUUUGUUACUUAGAAUUUAUUUUGAAGUUGACGAUAAUCAGUAUAAUGAAAUUGAAGAGAUUCUUAAACAAGAAGAGAUUAAAUCAUUUGACUUCUUUUUAAAACUUGAUGAAGAUAUUCCAUUAGAAUUGAUGAGAAUUCUUAGAAUAGUUAACUUGUCUAUUAUUGAAUCCAAUCAAUAUUUUCAAGGAAAUAUUAAUUUAAAUUAUGUUUCAGAUAGAAAUGAACUUGCUGCAUUAAGACAAUUAAACAGACAAUUGUAUCAUUUAUUACAUUUAAUGGAAUUUAAAAAGGAAGAUUUUGAUUGUAUUCAUUCACAUUCAAUUAACUAUCAUCAAAAAUGUGCUUUAAUAUACAAAAAAGGUAUAGUCGAUAUAAUAGAACAUUCAAUGAAAUUAUGUCAAACCUCUAUUAAAAGGAUCAGAGAUCAAAUAGUUUCAAAACAUUUAAAUUAUGAAACAGUAUCAUGUUAUGAUUUCUUAUUUGAGAAUUUCUGUGAUAAUUUAAAUGCAUGGGCAUCUCAAAUUCAUUUAUUCCAUCCAAAUAUUCAAUAUAUUAAUGAGAACCAUCAUAUAAUAUUAAAGAAUACAUCUAAUGAAAUACUUCAUUCUGGAGAAAUUCUUAUUUCUAUUCCUGAACAUUAUAUUCUUACUUCUGAAAUAAUAAAAAAAGAGAAUCCUAAAAUAAAUCAGCCUAGUUUUAUAUUACAAUGUAUUGAAUAUUUAUUAAGUGAAGUUGCACAAAAAAAAUUUCCAUUUAUUCCAUUAAUUCUUAAAUAUAUUGAAGCAAUGACCUUCUAUAGCAAUGACUUUAAUGAAUUUGAAGACUCAUAUUUCUUUGAUGAAAUUAACUGUGUUGAAGAUGAUGGAAUUCAGAAUUACCAAGCAUUUAUGAUGAAUUCAAAUAUUAAUAUUUCUUUACCAUCUUUUGUUGGAUUAUUUAAUUUUGUUGAUAGUCAUAUCAUCACUACUUCAUUUGGUAAAUUCUAUAAUCCAUUACCAAUAUUACCUAAACAUAAUCCAUACACUUGUUUAGAAAAAGAAAUGAAAGAUUCUCAAAUUAAGUUAUACAAUUUUAAUGAGAUAUACCCUGGAGAAGAGAUUUGUGAUAAUUAUCAAGAUGAUAGUAGUAUUAAUCAAAUGAUUCAUUUUCUUUCAUUAUCAAAAGAAUAUCUAUCAUUAGAUUAUUUUGAUGCAAAAGUUUUUAUUUCAAAUGAGUCUGCACAACCAUUAUAUGAAGAGCUUUGUGUUUUAAAUCAUCUUCCUACAGAGAUAUUUCUUACUCAAGAUCAAGUUCGGUUUGAUGUUUUUGAGAAAUAUAUUGCUAUUUAUUCAAUGUCUGUAAAUAAAGUGAAAUUGGAGUUAAAAAAUAAAAAUACAUCUAUUGAAGGAAACAAAAUUAAAACAGUUCAAUACUUACACUCUGAAUUGGAGGUACUUCAAGAUCUUCUUCCUCUUGUUAAUGAAAAAAUCAAUAUAGCUCAAGGACAGAAUCAAAUUAACAGAAUAAAACAAUUCAAAUUAAUUGAUAUGCAUUUGAAUGAACAAAUUAAUAUUAUUCAGAACGCCUUGAAGCAUUUAGAAGUAAAAAAUUAA